AUGGCUGGCACAAGAAAUUAUGACUUUCUGAUCAAGUUGUUGUUGAUCGGGGACUCCGGCGUGGGGAAGUCAUGCUGCCUUCUGCGAUUCAGUGAGGAUUCGUUCACACCCUCAUUCAUCACUACGAUUGGAAUCGACUUUAAGAUUCGCACAAUUGAACUGGACGGCAAACGCGUGAAGCUUCAAAUAUGGGAUACCGCAGGUCAGGAGCGAUUUCGAACUAUCACAACAGCGUAUUACAGAGGCGCCAUGGGAAUUCUUCUUGUAUAUGAUGUCACGGAUGAACGCUCAUUCCAAAAUAUACGUACAUGGUUCUCGAAUGUUGAGCAACAUGCGAGUGAAGGGGUACACAAAAUCCUCAUUGGUAACAAGUGCGACUGGGAGGAGAAACGAGCCGUCUCCACAGAACAAGGCCAACAACUCGCUGAUGAGCUAGGCAUCCCAUUCCUUGAGGUGUCUGCCAAGAACAACAUCAACAUCGAGAAAGCAUUCUACAGUCUCGCCUCUGCCAUCAAAAAGGGCAUGGAUACAUCGAAAUCUGAACAAGUGGGGUCACAGGGGGUCAAUAUAGACCAUCAUGGAUCGGGGACGUCUGGGAGUACUGGCGGUAAAUGUUGUUAG
Molecule: messenger RNA, 621 nt
Organism: Aspergillus udagawae
Lineage: Eukaryota; Fungi; Ascomycota; Eurotiomycetes; Eurotiales; Aspergillaceae
Gene: srgA
Product: Rab family GTPase srgA
Exons: 3
Coding region: 1-621 (206 amino acids)
Biological process (GO): protein localization to plasma membrane; regulation of exocytosis; protein secretion
Cellular component (GO): plasma membrane; endosome
Molecular function (GO): GTP binding; GTPase activity
Source: RefSeq, a predicted model, not a curated record